AUCAUGUAGUUGUCCCCUUCAUUACAUUAAAUUAAUUAACAAGAAGCAAGAAUAUGCUCUAACAAACCCUUAUAAUAUUAAGAAAAGUUGGCAAUGGCUUAAAAUGAGCUCACUGAAAGAAACCCUUUUGCCUUCUUCUUCUCCUCCUUCCUCCAUUAACACCAUCUUCUUAUAAUUUUUCAUUCUUUGGUGUUUCUGAACAAGAAAAGGCUAACAUACAUGGAUUGCUGUAUUUGUAGUUCAGUGCCCACUAUCCUUAGGCCUCCAAGAAACACCAUAUGUGGUUCUUGCUAUGAAGGAGCUAAAAAUGUAAUAUCUUUAAUGAACAAGUUUGAAAACGACAAAGUCAAUACCUCUGUCGUUUCUUUCCCAAACUCCUGUAAGCCUCAGCCACUUGCAAAUAUUCCAAAAUGGAUGAACAAUAUGAAGGAAAAAGAAGAUGAAUUAAAUGAGAGAGUAAAUUUCCUAAGCAGCUUUGUUUCUUUAUUCAAAGAACAAAUUCUUACUGACAUUCAACUCAAGCCUGGCAAUGGUGGACCUUCCAUUUCUGCCCAUAGAGCCUUACUGGCAGCAAGAUCAGAAAUAUUCAAGAACAUGUUAGACUCAGAUUCAUGCAAAGCCCCAGCAAAUGACACAAUAACACUUGCAGAGCUAAACCAUGAAGAGCUUGAGUCGCUCCUGGAAUUUCUCUACAGUGGAAACUUGGGUAUAGAGAAACUGGAGAAGCAUAUCUAUUCAUUGACAUUGGCAGCUGACAAAUAUGAGAUUCACUUCUUGCUCAAAUUCUGUGAAAGAUACAUGCUUAAAUCUCUAGAUUCAUCUAAUGUUCUUGAUGUCUUGGAGAUUUCAGAUGUUUGUUCUAAUAAAAUAUUAAAGGAGACUGCCUUGAAUUUCAUUAUUAAGAAUCUGGAGGAUAUUGUUUUUUCUGCUAAAUUUGAAGCUUUUGUAGCCAAGAACCCAUGUUUGUCUGUGCACAUCACAAGAGCAUUCUUGAUGGAUGCCAAAAGCAGGAGAAGGAAUGAUAUCAUUGCUUAAUUACCAAGAAUUAUAUGUAGAAUUUAAUUUUACAUGCCUUUGAUAAAUAAAAAUUAAUUGGCAUUUGGUAAUUUUGUUGUUCAAUAAAUGAAAAAAAAAUUCAUUUUCAUUA
This is a messenger RNA of Jatropha curcas, 1147 nucleotides long. Its product is annotated as BTB/POZ domain-containing protein. The record is from RefSeq and is a predicted model, not a curated record. Gene Ontology annotation, molecular function: protein binding. Lineage: Eukaryota; Viridiplantae; Streptophyta; Magnoliopsida; Malpighiales; Euphorbiaceae.